GCUAGGCCCCCAUUGGUACCUCCUGACCUUUUUCCUCCGUCGUCGGUGAUGCUGCUGGUCGUCUUUUUUUCUUCUUUUAAAAGCUAUGUUCUUCUCUCAAUUUCACCUCACACCGUGAUGCUGCUGGUUGUUUUUUGGUGCUCUUUUUUGGAGCAGGGUGGACAGACUCCGUUACACGUGGCAGCAGGGCAGGGGCGUACGACGGCAGUGGAGCUGUUGACGCAGAAGGGAGCAUUGCUGGAGGCUAAAGAUGAUGGUGGAUUGACGGCAUUACACUUUGCUGCAUCGAACGGUCAGACAGCAACGGUCAACUUUCUAUUGAAGCUGGGCGCUAACAAAGAUGCGCGCACAGAUGUCGGUCAAAGUGCACUGCACCUGGCGGCCGCUCUAGGCCAGACGUCGACAGUCGCACUGUUACUGAAGCAUGGAGCAGACAAAGAAGCAAGGGAUGAUGCUGGACUUACUGCUCUACACGGAGCGUGCGAGGGUGGGAGAACAGGAACCGUUGAUCUACUCCUCCGCAGCGGUGCAGAUAAAGAAGCAAAGGAUAAGAGUGGACAGACACCCCUGCACGUGGCGGCUGAGAAUGGACAGACAGGAACGGUCGAGCUUCUGCUAAUGCACAAUGCGGACAUGGAGGCUAGAAAUGAUUAUGCUCAUACUCCUCUGCAUGUGGCGGCAAGAAAUGGGAGAACGGCAGCAGCCGAGUUGCUGGUUGAGAAUGGAGCAGAUAAGGAGGCGAUCACCAAUGUACGGCAAACACCCUUACAUAUUGCAGCAUCCAUGGGGCGCACAGCGACGGUCGAGAUGCUCCUGAAGAGAGGUGCAAAUGUAGAUGUGGAAGACGAUCAGCAGCAGCAUCAGGAACAUCAGCAGAAGCACGCUCCGGGAAGUGAUCGCAGUAUUAUUCUCGAUAACGGCCAGGACUCCUCUGCUGAGCGCUCUUUGUCGACGGAAGGAACAGGAGGUGAUUCCGAUGACGACAAUUAAUCCUCAUUGAGCUAGUUCAGUUCGACCACUGUGACACCCAUGUCUUGUUCAUCUCCCCAUUUCGGAGUCUCUUUGCAGCUGCUACCGUUGUGUGUUUGAUCAGCCGGCUGCUUUAUUGUUCAGCUGCUUCGACGGGAAAACGUCAGCAGUUCACGUGUGAAGGAAGGAAAGGGGUGAUCUCAAGGGGGCAGAUCAUCAAAGGGAGGUUCUGCUAGAAAAUGAGAAAGGAAGGAAGCAGAGGAAAGAGGGCGAGGGAGAAGCUGCGGUUGCAGAGAUUGGAGAGGGAGUAGAAGAAUUGCCAUGAAAAUGAGAAAGG
Messenger RNA from Chara braunii, 1306 nucleotides. The record is from the annotation of a GenBank genome assembly. Lineage: Eukaryota; Viridiplantae; Streptophyta; Charophyceae; Charales; Characeae.